Molecule: messenger RNA, 1450 nt
Organism: Chenopodium quinoa (quinoa)
Lineage: Eukaryota; Viridiplantae; Streptophyta; Magnoliopsida; Caryophyllales; Amaranthaceae
Exons: 2
Coding region: 762-1226 (154 amino acids)
Source: RefSeq, a predicted model, not a curated record
AGAAAACCAACAAAUUUAAAGGAAGAGAAAUGCCAUUGCAACGGCGAUGUGGACUGUAUACAAGAAGGCUCGAAUUUGAUGGGCUUCAUCUUUAGAUAAUUAGUUCACUAAUUAUAUAUUUUAUAUUCUAUAACACAUUUUUCUUAUGUUGUCUUUUCAUUCUUUCCUUUGUAGGAUCAAUCAUAUGCCAUGUUUGUUACAGAUUCUUCAUAUUUAAAGUUUAUAUGUUGUUAUGGUGGAAAUGUGGAAAUUGUUUGAUACCUAAUAUUAUAUCUGGAGUUUACUUUUUCAACAGGGUAGAUUUUCCAGAUUAUUAUGUUGUUGAGAGCGUUUUAUAGCAUGCGUGAUUACUAUGUUGUUUCUUUUUCCAGAUUCCAAUGCUAAAGUGAUUUUUCCAUGUUAUAAAAGAAGAGAAAAAGGCCAACUUUCGCUGGUCAAAGGACAUGUCAUAGGAAUUACUCAACUUUUUAGCCGAAGAAGUUAAAAAGGGAAACCGGCCUAAUAAUACUUUUCGAACAAGUUCUUUGGUGGCUGCUGCAAAGAUUAUCUCUGAGAAGUUUCAAACCAAUUGCACCUCAGAACAUGUGGAGAAUCAUAUGAAAACUGUGAGGAAUGCAUGGGUGGCUAUAUCAACAGUCUGAAACAACUCCGGGUUUGGAUGGAACGAUAACUUGAAGGUGGUGACAGCAUCUCCCACAGCAUAUGCUACUUAUGUUAAGGAAUAUCCAAAAUAUGAAAAGUUUUUGAAUCGAAAAAUUGAUAUGUAUGAGGAGAUGGCUAUAGUAGUGGGUAAAGAUUUAGCACGGGGGAACUUCUCCAAGACAUUUUCCGACAUCGAUGUUGAUGCUUCAAUGGAAAGUGGACAACCAAGUAUGACUAUUGAUAGUGUGCCUUCCAAGGCUGAGAGUAAGGCUGAGAGUGGUACCUCGUCGGGCUUAAGGCCACAUCGAAAGAGGUCUCGAACUGACGAAGGAUCGGAAAUGGAACACAUUUCAGCACAACUUCAAGAAGUGGUUAGUGCUCUUAAAUUUUUUUCAAACAAUCAAAUUGAUGUGGAGAAGCUUUAUGACGAAAUUAUGAAGAUGGAGGACAUUGAAGAAGGGAUGCGUGUUGCGGUUUUUGAUCACUUGGUGGAGCGCAAAAUGCUUGCUAAAGCAUUUUUGACAAAAAGCUUGCCACUACGCAAACUUUGGAUCGAAAAGUUUGUCAAAGACUAUAAACAUUAAAGUCUGCUUGCUGCUUCCACUCUAAUUUCUUUUUAAUUUUAAGCCUGUCAACUGCAGCUUCUGAGAUAAUGCUCAAUGUUGAACCUUACUAGUGUACUUAUCUAUCUGGGUACCCCAUCUAUACUCUACAUCAGCUCUGUGUCGAGUUACCUAUGCAGUUAUUUGAAAUGUUUGUUGUUUAAUGCCAAGCUGCAUAUAUGAUGGGUAGCUUUUUUUCCAGUGUA